Messenger RNA from Soboliphyme baturini, 372 nucleotides. NCBI's taxonomy places the organism in Eukaryota, Metazoa, Nematoda, Enoplea, Dioctophymatida, Soboliphymatidae. The record is from the annotation of a GenBank genome assembly.
AUGGUCAAUGACAGCAAAGCGACCAGGAUUGUGGUGACGGCGGGCGGCGCGACACGAAACCGGUCUCGAUCGACACUGGACAUCGUGAACGCUCGCUUCGGGCAAAACUGGGUCGCGUCGCACUUGCUCGAGGCCCUGGCGACACGUCUCAUUACCAUCACAACCGGUGUUCAAUUCAGGCCGCCAUCGUCCACCAACCUGGUGCUAACUAAGGUGGUCACUAAUACAGUGAACAGUCCACUGUCCAGCUUAAUCGAUCUGCGGAUCAUCACAAUCAAUCAAUUGUGUCAUUGCGGCGCCCAUGGGUCGCUCGUAGAUGAAACCGUUUCAGAUGGCCGGCCUGUCGGCCGGCAGAAUACCGUAAUUACUUAA